AUGGUUCGUCAAUCUGUCCUCUCCGACUGUUUGAACAACAUUGUUAACGCUGAGCGUCGUGGACGUCGUCAAGUGCUUAUCCGUCCUUCUUCCAAGGUCAUUGUCAAGUUCUUGACUGUCAUGCAAAAGCAUGGUUACAUUGACGAAUUCGAGGAGAUUGAUGACCAUCGUUCUGGCAAGAUUGUUAUCCAAUUGAACGGUCGUAUCAACAAGUGUGGUGUUAUCUCUCCCCGCUUCAACAUCAAGAUCAAGGAUAUUGAGAAGUGGGUCAACAACCUCUUGCCCUCUCGUCAAGUCGGUAUCAUUGUCUUGACCACCUCCCGUGGUAUCAUGUCUCACAACGAAGCUCGUGCCAAGGACACUGGUGGUAAGAUCCUCGGUUUCUUCUACUAG
This is a messenger RNA of Schizosaccharomyces osmophilus, 393 nucleotides long. Its product is annotated as 40S ribosomal protein S15a. Lineage: Eukaryota; Fungi; Ascomycota; Schizosaccharomycetes; Schizosaccharomycetales; Schizosaccharomycetaceae. Bases 1 to 393 code for a protein of 130 amino acids. Gene Ontology annotation, molecular function: structural constituent of ribosome. Gene Ontology annotation, biological process: translation. Gene Ontology annotation, cellular component: ribosome; cytosolic small ribosomal subunit. The record is from RefSeq and is a predicted model, not a curated record. The transcript has a single exon.